Arabidopsis thaliana (thale cress) is the source of this 421-nucleotide messenger RNA. RefSeq lists its product as uncharacterized. The transcript is spliced from 3 exons. The coding region runs from base 27 to 413 and encodes 128 amino acids. NCBI's taxonomy places the organism in Eukaryota, Viridiplantae, Streptophyta, Magnoliopsida, Brassicales, Brassicaceae. The record is from RefSeq and is marked reviewed.
AUGUACUUCCCAAAUAAUAUAGUAGGAUGUAUAAUGUUGGCACUCGCGGGUCGGAAAUACGCAGCGAGGUCGAUCCGGCUUUUAUUGCUAACAGCACGUUUAUCGUAACCAGUUUUACUUGGGUGAUGGAGUUUCAGAAAGGUAGGCUUCAGAAUCUGUAUUGGAAGAGAGACGUGUGUGCAAAGGCCGGGGAGGUUCAGUGGGCUGUAGUCUUGGGAUUCAGCUGGCGUUUUCCGGCACUGAUAAGCACUUGGCGGUUCUCAACUCGUGGUAUGAAGUUGAUAAUCUUAAGCAGUAUUCUCUUUAUGGUUUGUAUUCAAACCUCAAGAGCUCACUUACAAAUCAGCUCAAUAAUUUCUUCUGAGCUUCUUGUGGAGUUGUAUUUGUUUGUUUGCUUGUAUCACGUAAGUUAAUCUCUUUG